CGUUGAGGCAUUACCAGGCCGGGAAGCAUGGCAGACCACCACGACCUCCCAUUUAAAGCCGAAUAUGCAAAAAGUAAUCGUGCAUCAUGCAAAAAAUGCAAAGAACUCAUUUCCAAAGACACUCUGCGAUUGGCAGUAAUGGUUCAGUCUCCACAUUUUGAUGGAAAGAUUCCAAACUGGUUUCACUACAAGUGUUUUUGGACAAAAGCCAAAGUUCUUGCUGCCCAUGAUAUACAUGGUUUUGAUGCACUGAGAUGGGAUGAUCAGAAGAAGAUCAAAGACCACAUAGAAGGUGGUGGUGGUGGUGAUGCAGCCCCAAAAGGCGGCAGCACUGCAGGGGACGAUGCUGCAUAUAAAGAUUUUUGUGUGGAGUAUGCCAAGUCAAACAGGAGCAAGUGUCGCGGAUGUGAGGAAAAGAUUGAGAAGGAUGCAGUGAGGAUCUCCAUGAAGGAGUAUGAGAGUGAACGUGCUAAGAUGUAUGGGCCUCAGGACAGAUGGCAUCAUGUGGACUGUUUUGUUGAGAACAGAGAUGAGCUGCAGUUUUCAUCUGACAUGAACCCAGACAAAAUCCCUGGAUACAAAAGCUUGAAGAAAGAAGAUAAGGAGAUGGUGAAAGAGAAACUUGGAGCAGGGAGCAGUGGGAAGAAACGGAAGGGUGAUAAGAAGAAGGAAGUACCAAACAAAAAGGCAAAGAAAGAGGAAACAGAAGAAGAAAAGGCAUUGAAGGAACAAAGUGAAAUGAUCUGGAAGAUAAGAGAUAAUUUACAGAAGGCAGUUUCCAAUGUGGCUUUAAAGGGACUCUUAGAUUAUAAUGAUCAACAGAUUCCCUCUGGAGAGAGCAAGCUUCUGGACAAUGUAGCAGAUUGUAUGGCAUUUGGAGCUCUGAAGAACUGUCCAGAAUGUAAAGAAGGACAGUUGGUUUACAGCAGUGAUGGCUACAAGUGCACAGGAAACCUGAGUGCUUGGACCAAGUGUAUGUAUGUCACCAAAAACCCUGCCAGGAAAGCCUUCAAAAUUCCAACAGAGUACCAUGAUGUAGAAUUCCUUAAGAAGUACAAGUAUGUGAAGAAAGAGAGAGUCUGGCCAAAGGUCAGCGUGGUCACCACAGAGGGUCCUAUCAGCUCAUCAGGGGUUGCUCUUGGGACUGAUAAGCCACUCCACAACAUGAAAUUUGUCAUCAUUGGUCGCACAAAGAUGUCUAAAGAUGCCAUAACUAAAGCUGUGAAUGCCAUGGGAGGGAUGAUAGUCUCAAAGUUAGACAAAACUGUGGCUGCCUGCAUCAGUAGUGAAGCUGAAGUGCAGAAAAACUCCAAGAAAAUUCAAGAAGCUAAAUCUGCAGAUGUGCAUGUUGUUUCUGAGGAUUUCCUGGAGGCUGCUAAGAAAGGGGGAGCAGUGCUGAUGAUCAAGGAAAAGUCAAUUUGUGAUUGGGGAUCAGAUCCAGCAGCAAGACUUGGGGAUGUUGUUGAUGGUCCAGUGAAGAGUGGAGGCAAGAGUGCUUAUGAAAAAUAUAAAACAAAGGAUUCUGUGUACACAAAGAAAGUCCCAGACAAGAUGAAAAUGAUGGUGAAAGGAGGAGCAGCAGUAGAUCCCGAUACUGUGAUUUUUUACAAGUCAACAAGCAUUCAACAUCGGAAUUUUGAUUUAUUCAAGAGAGAGUUGGAAGAAGAAGAAAUUAAAGAAUUUGAGAAAAGGGCAGGAACAAGUUCAAAACUUCCCAAAGAAGUCCAAGAUUUGAUCAAGAUGAUUUUUAAUGUUGAAAGCAUGAAAAAAGCCAUGUUAGAGUUUGAGAUUGAUCUGAAAAAGAUGCCUCUAGGGAAAUUGUCAAAAAAGCAAAUUGAGCAAGCUUACAAGGUGUUGACUGAACUUCAGCAGUUGGCAGAAAAUAAUGGCACUCCAGGUCAAUUUUUGGAUGCAUCAAACCGGUUUUACACACUUAUUCCACAUGACUUUGGCAUGCGAAAGCCACCACUUCUGGACACAUCUGAAGUUAUCAAGAAAAAAAUAGAAAUGUUGGAUAACUUGCUGGAGAUUGAGGUUGCUUACAACCUGCUGAAAAGUGGAGCAAGCGAGGACAAGGACCCUGUGGAUGCACACUAUGAACAACUCAAAUGCAAAAUGGAGGUGGUUGAGAAGGAAAGCGAUGAGUUCAAGCUUUUGCAGGAUUACACCAAAAAUACCCAUGCUGCAACACACAACAUGUAUGACUUGGAAGUUAUGGAGGUUUUCAAGGUUGCCCGUGAGGGAGAGUAUGCCCGAUACAAACCAUUCCGUGACCUGCACAACAAAAUGUUGCUAUGGCAUGGCUCCCGUGUCACCAAUUUUGCUGGUAUUUUGUCUCAAGGCUUGAGAAUUGCCCCUCCAGAGGCACCAGUGACUGGCUACAUGUUUGGGAAGGGUAUCUACUUCGCUGACAUGGUCUCAAAGAGUGCCAAUUACUGUAGAACAAGCAAAUCUGAGCCCCAUGGCAUCCUGCUACUGUGUGAGGUCGCUCUAGGGAAUAUGCAUGAGUGCAGAGGAGCAGAAUACAUAACCAAACUACCAAAAGGCAAACAUAGCACAAAGGGCCUUGGUAUGACAAUGCCUGAUCCUAAAGAUGACUAUAAGACACCGGAGGACGUUAUUAUCCCCAAGGGGAAGGGUAUAUCGGCACCUGUUGGCCAAACCAGCCUACUCUAUAAUGAAUUCAUCGUAUAUGAUGUGGCUCAGGUCAACAUUAAGUACCUACUGAAGAUGAACUUCAAGUACAAGUGGUGAAGACAUCUCGCACCUAGAUUUAAAAGGAGCUGAAUUUCAAAACUGAGAUGUGAACUUUUCUUGAUGUGAAGUUAAAUGCAGUUUGCGUACUUACUAGUUCUUUAGUGCAUUUUGUUUUUUUAUGAUAAUCCAGAACAAAUUAAAUUUACACCUUUAGAUUAUUAACAACAACCAAAAUAGCUUCAGGUAGACGAAAAAAAAGUUAUUGUUCACUAUACCAGUUCUGACGUACAGUGUAACUCCUUUUAUUCCAACUUGUCAGUCUUUGAUGAUGAGGUAUUCGCAGUUCUACAUAUCACCUCCAGCAAAAGAUUAACAUUUGUUCCUUUAGAUAUGGUGACAACUUGUGCUUUUUGUCAGAAUUGUUGACAAAUUUAGUACUUUCCUGAAAAACUCUUAGUCUUAAAAGGCUUGUUAGUUUACCUCAUUCCUUAAUGAUGCAGGUUUGAUAUUUUUAUGCAUGCUUUGAAAGUCCAUUCGAUUUUCAGAAAAUAUUUUUCUUUGAGUUCCAUUAUUUUAUUUCAUGGAUAUGAAUAAUAUUGGUGUACAGAGAAACUAUUCCUCUUUUUUAUCCUUUUCAGUUUCAAUGCACCCUGGUUUGCAGAGGACGCUGGAACCCCCCACCCUCCACCCCCAUCCCUCUCUGCUAACAGCAAAACAGAAAGCAAGGGUUUCCAACGUCCUCUGAAACCCAGGGUAGUUGCACUGUAAACGAGAUUUUCAUGCAAUAGGCCAGUAGUACAGGUGUAUGCUCUAGGUUACUGCGUGUCAUUUGCUUGACACUGUCAAUUGAGUCAAAAUAAAA
Messenger RNA from Lingula anatina, 3559 nucleotides. RefSeq names its product poly [ADP-ribose] polymerase 1. The record is from RefSeq and is a predicted model, not a curated record. Gene Ontology annotation, cellular component: nucleolus; nucleus. Gene Ontology annotation, molecular function: NAD+ poly-ADP-ribosyltransferase activity; DNA binding; zinc ion binding. NCBI's taxonomy places the organism in Eukaryota, Metazoa, Brachiopoda, Lingulata, Lingulida, Lingulidae. Gene Ontology annotation, biological process: protein poly-ADP-ribosylation; double-strand break repair.